Molecule: messenger RNA, 1503 nt
Organism: Morus notabilis
Lineage: Eukaryota; Viridiplantae; Streptophyta; Magnoliopsida; Rosales; Moraceae
Product: aluminum-activated malate transporter 10-like
Exons: 6
Coding region: 1-1503 (500 amino acids)
Biological process (GO): malate transport
Cellular component (GO): plant-type vacuole membrane
Source: RefSeq, a predicted model, not a curated record
AUGGCUCCAGAGAAAGAAGCAGCCAGUGGAUGGGAGUGGAGAAUAAGGGUCAGUGAUGUCUCAUCAAAAGUUUUAAGUCCAAAGGAAGGCCCUAUCACUAAAGUGUUGCUUGUUCUAAAGGCUCUGAUUAUUGGGAUCGUUAUGAAGCUGUCGAAUUUCCUGAAGAAAGCUUGGGAUGUGGCCAGCAAUGACCCGAGAAAAGCGGUACAUGGCAUGAAAGUAGGGCUGGCUCUCACUGCUGUCUCACUCUUUUAUUAUAUAAGGCCUCUGUAUGAUGGUGUUGGAGGAAAUGCUAUGUGGGGAGUUAUGACAGUUGUGGUAGUCUUUGAGAACAUAGUAGGUGCAACACUUUACAAGUGUUUGAACAGAAUAUCUGCAACCUUUAUAGCUGGAUCUAUUGCAGUUGGAGUCCACUUUGCUGCUAAGCAAUCGGGGGAGAUUUAUGAGCACAUUAUCAUGGGCCUUUCGAUGUUUAUUUUUGCUUCUGCAGCAACCUUCUCUAGAUUUAUCCCAUCAGUGAAAAGCCGGUUUGAUUAUGGUGCUAUGACCUUUGUCCUCACCUUCAGCUUGGUCUCCAUUUCGGAUUACCGAAUCGAUGAAUUAUUCCAUCUGGCACAACAAAGAUUAUCAACCAUCAUCAUUGGGACUUCCUUGUGCAUUUUUAUAAGCAUGUUUAUUUGCCCCAUUUGGGCUGGCCAGGAGCUCUAUUCGACGAUCACACGUAACAUGGACAAGCUUGCUAGUUCCCUAGAUGGUUGUGUAGCCGAGUACUUCAGCAUCAGUGAAGAAGACUCUACCGGUGGCAAAAAAGGAUCUGACAAAAACUUGUUGGGAUACAAAUGUGUGCUAAGUUCAAAAGCAUCAGAAGAAUCUAUGGCGAAUUUCGCUAGGUGGGAGCCUGCACAUGGCCGCUUCAAUUUCCGGCAUCCAUGGCAACAAUAUGUGAAAAUUGGGGCAGAAAUGCGAAGUUGUGCUUAUUGCAUUGAGGCUCUAAAUGGUUGCAUCAACUCUGAGAAUAAGGCCCCAGAUAACCUGAAGAAGAGCGACUUAGAAUUGAGCUCCAACUCUUCAGGUGUCAUAAAAGAGCUUGCAAGUAUUAUCAAGACAAUGAAGAGAUCAUCAAGCAUAGAUUUCCUUGUUGAACAAAUGAACAGUGCAGUUCAGGAUCUCCAAAACGACAUACAAUCUCUUCCUAGUUUGUUCACUCCACAGCCAUUGCCCGAAUCCAAAAAUCCUCAACCUCAAGACAAGAAAAGUACUGAGGAUAACUCCACUGAAGCAGCCUCGGUCCCUCCUCUCAUGGAGGUGAUUCCUCUAGUGACUUUGGCUUCUUUGCUUACUGAAAUCGCUGUGCGGAUUGAACGCAUUGUCAGCGCUGUCGAAGAGCUCGCGGACUUGGCUCAAUUCCAGCCUGUGACUGAUGAAAAGAUGGAAGAAGAUAACAAGAUUGUGAAAGACCAACAUAAAGAAGAUGAAACCAUGAGCAAUCUUCAAAGGGUGUAA